Closterium sp. NIES-67 is the source of this 609-nucleotide messenger RNA. The record is from the annotation of a GenBank genome assembly. Lineage: Eukaryota; Viridiplantae; Streptophyta; Zygnematophyceae; Desmidiales; Closteriaceae.
GUGUUUGUGCAGAUGUGCUUGGAUUGUGCAUGGCAUCGAGCACAUUCCAACGAGCCAAGAAUUGUUGGAAUCGGAGCACAUAUGAAGAAGUUACGAAGAGGUGUUUGAUGGAUUUGUUACAACUCAUUGGAAGUCCUUGGCAGCUGCUACACCAAAGUUGGAGAGCCCUAUAACGAGGAGGGACCAGCAUGUGUGGGGCUUUUGUCCUCACCUUGCAGCUGCAGCAUUUGGGGUUUGGAGGCCAACCUGGCACAGUGUGAAUUUUGUCUUGCCAGGCUGGCUGAACCUGAGGAUGGGGAGUCAAGAUUUUGACUCUUGUCAUGUUCUUGACCAAGGGCCUCCAGGGUCCUUCCCUUUCAUCCUUCCCUUCCAUCCCCACCUUCCAACUGUGCUUCAAUGCCUUUCCUAUCAUGCCUCUGAACUUGUAAGCUUCAAUCAUAGUGAUUCUGAGGACUGUCAAUUUCUCCUAGGGCAGAUUACCCCCCAGUGCGCCAAUCGCCAUAGCUCACUCGAAAAGCUACGGAAUUGAGUGAUUCAACUUUCAGUGGAAAGCUGACGCUGCAAGCUACAACAUAUCCGAUUUUCAGAUUGUUUCACCGAUUGGAGUUU